This is a messenger RNA of Adineta ricciae, 456 nucleotides long. The record is from the annotation of a GenBank genome assembly. NCBI's taxonomy places the organism in Eukaryota, Metazoa, Rotifera, Eurotatoria, Adinetida, Adinetidae.
AUGUCUCGGCAAUUCUUUGUACUUUUCGUCAGUGUAGUUCUUGUACAAUUUAGUGCAAGUAAUCCUAUUCCUGUGUCGACCAACAAUCAAGGUUCACUCUUUGAAACUAAAAAUACUCAUGCACCAAGCAAUAUUACUGGUCAUAAUGUAUCAAUCCCGCCCAAUUACUUAAUUCCUCUAUUCGGUUUCUCGCACUAUCAAUUUGGUAUUCACAAGGGGUCAGUUAACGCCAACUUUAUCGGAGUCGUUCAAAAUGUCACACGCGACGGACUCUUACAAAACAACUGCGACAUAUUCAAUGUUCAUCUUGUCAAGCUUGUAACGGACAUGCAUGUAACACGGGCAGGUGAAUGUCAGCAGAUCGAUGUCAACGGAUUCAAAUAUGUUUGGCAACAAUCAGAGGUUCAAUUAAGUAAUUCAGUAACUAUUUACAUUGACAUACCAAAAAAACAAUGA